CGCCUCCACGUUACCUGCAGUCCUGCCCCCGCUUUGGUGUCCGCAGACUCCUGCGCAUACCUCCUUGCUCCUCCCCGCGCUGAUUAAAUGCCCGCUGGACUCUUCAGUCAGCUGCUGUUAAACGCAGUCAUGACAGAGGAGCUGUAAGCUCGGAGCUCCUGAUGUUUUAACUUAUUUUAAUAUUGUUCAAAAAAUCAUUUUAAAAGUUUUUCGGGCACUUCGAUCACCCAACAAGAAGAUUCAGCUAUGAAAACCAUACUUGCUGCAUACUCGGGAGUCCUCAAAGGCACUGGCUCCAGCAUCCUCUCCGCUCUGCAGGACCUCCCCUUAGGGUUAUGGCCCUGCAGAUCCAAGAUGGAGAAGCAUCUGCAGGUGAUCUCUGUCAUGCAGUGGGUCAUCUCCUUCUUAGCCUUGGGUGUUGCCUGCACUGCAUUACUGAUCUACAUCUUCUGCACUGACUGCUGGCUGAUAGCUGCCAUUUAUAUAGCCUGGCUUAUUUUUGACUGGAACACCCCAAAACAAGGUGGCAGGAGGUCCUCCUGGGUGAGGAACUGGACAGUGUGGACGUAUUUCCGAGACUACUUUCCAAUCAGGCUAAUUAAAACUCACGACCUGCUGCCCAGCCGGAACUACAUAUUUGGCUACCAUCCCCACGGCAUCUUUUGUUUUGGUGGUUUCUGCAACUUUGGGACGGAGGCCACAGGCUUCUCUAAGAAAUUCCCCGGCAUCAAGCCUUCCCUUGCAACCCUAGCAGGAAACUUUCGUUUUCCCAUCCUGCGAGACUAUCUGAUGUCUGGAGGUAUCUGCCCCGUGAACAGGAACUCCAUCGACUACCUGUUGUCACAGAAUGGGACGGGAAAUGCUGUGAUCAUCGUUGUCGGAGGGGCAGCCGAGUCGCUGCACUGCACUCCCGGCUUGAAUUCUGUCACCCUGAAGAAUCGUAAAGGCUUCGUUAGGCUGGCACUGCGGAAAGGGGCUGAUCUGGUUCCAGUCUAUUCCUUCGGCGAGAACGACGCCUACAAGCAGGUGAUCUUCGACGAGGGGACCGUCUGGAAGUCUCUGCAAAAGAAGUUACAGAAGAUCUUGGGCUUUGCCCCGUGCCUUUUCUUUGGAAGCUCCUGGGGCAUCGUGCCUUUUUCCAACCCUAUCACUACCAUAGUUGGGGAGCCAAUCACUGUGCCAAAAAUUGAGGAUGCGUCAGAGGAAACGGUGAAUCUCUACCAUGCAAUGUACAUAAAGUCCCUCCAGUGCCUUUUUGACAAGUACAAGACCCGCUUUGGUCUGAAAGAGAGUGACGUCCUGCACAUCCACUAGGAAGAUGACUGGUUGCUGCUAAUGGCCCGAACUGUGCAUCUUCAAACUCCUCGCCUCGUCUUCGUUUCACCACCUUCGUCAUCACACCUGCGUGCCUAGAUAUCUUUGGACUGCAGAUGACACAUUUUGCAUGUUUACUGAAGAAACCUUUGCUCAUGGCACCAUCUCACACACGCAUAGUGCUUUCUCAGGCAAUGGCAGGUUUAAUGAAUGGUGGCCUUUACCAGCUGCUCUUGUCUGGUUGUCCACAGUGCCUCAUCAGAAAGUGUGCCUCCCCCCCAGUUUUCUUUUAAAACUUGGGCGUCACGUUUUAACUGCUUCUUUGGCGCAGAGGUCGCUAAGCUCCACUAGAUGGAGCCAGAAGGACUUCUUCCUAAGCUCUUUUACAACUCUAUUACACGCUGAACGCACAAACAAUGCAAAUGAAAGGUACCAAUUUAUCACUGGGUAGUGCCCAAAGAUUAAUCGAGCCAAAGACAUAUGAUGUCCACAGACAUGUGAUGAUUCCUGCUGUACAAAGGCCGAAAGUGAAGGAGUUCUACGAGAUAUCUAUCUAUCUGAGAGAUAUAUAAAUAUAUAUAUAUAUAUAUAUAUAGUAAAUGCACAAACACAUAAGACUGUAUAAAAGCCUUAAAGUAUUAAUUGAAUUCUGUAGCAAGGAAAUGCCUAUUUUAGUGCAUUUGUCUCAACAAAUAUUUGUGGUGCACUUGUGAUGUUUUACAUUAACCUCUGAGGUUUUAGUCUCAAAGAUUUUUUUUUUUUUCUCUCCAAGACAGUCACUGCUCUGCUUGGCUUAUUUCUUUUUCUUUUUUUAAUGUUCAUACUGGUGACAGGGUGUCUAUCUGGGUGGAUACAUUUAAUGUAUGCAGUGUAAACUACGUGAUUUCUUGUAACUUAAGUGUCUUGGAAGGUUUUGAGCUGUAGUUGAAAAGGAUAAAAUGGUUUUGUGGGUGAAAAUACGGAUGUUUGAUGAUUCCAGUUUACAGUGAGUUUUAUAAAAAAAUCUUUCAGGGGAAUCAUUUAAAAUAAGCAAGCGUGUGUCAUGUCGAUGGGAAUAAAGCGUAACAGAAUUGGCUGGAAUUUACAGAUGCAGUUUUCACUGGUUUCAGCAUUGUGACGACUACUAUGGAGCAGUGUAAUACCUGUGCAAUGGAUUUGCAAGCAAUAAGCAGCGAGACUUGUCCGUGUGAUGAGUAGCAUAAUCUUUCUGCUGAUGUUUAAAUUAAACUUUUGUAUGUUUUCAGAAAAAAAA
Oreochromis aureus is the source of this 2566-nucleotide messenger RNA. RefSeq names its product diacylglycerol O-acyltransferase 2 (gene dgat2). Lineage: Eukaryota; Metazoa; Chordata; Actinopteri; Cichliformes; Cichlidae. The record is from RefSeq and is a predicted model, not a curated record. Gene Ontology annotation, biological process: triglyceride biosynthetic process. Gene Ontology annotation, molecular function: diacylglycerol O-acyltransferase activity. Gene Ontology annotation, cellular component: endoplasmic reticulum membrane. The coding region runs from base 247 to 1314 and encodes 355 amino acids. The transcript has 8 exons.